Biomphalaria glabrata is the source of this 3731-nucleotide messenger RNA. Its product is annotated as FMR1-interacting protein NUFIP1-like. Gene Ontology annotation, cellular component: nucleus. The transcript is spliced from 10 exons. Gene Ontology annotation, biological process: box C/D snoRNP assembly. Lineage: Eukaryota; Metazoa; Mollusca; Gastropoda; Planorbidae. The record is from RefSeq and is a predicted model, not a curated record. Bases 458 to 2143 code for a protein of 561 amino acids. Gene Ontology annotation, molecular function: RNA binding.
ACAUUGACUCAUUGGAAACAUAGACACAUGUUCAGAGUUUUUUCUUUUUAAAGUUACAUCUAGAUUCUAGAUCUACAUCUAGACUCUAGACUAGAAUCUAGACAGUAGACACGAUCUGCAUAGAUCUAGUCAUUCUAGAUCUAGAUCUAAAUAUUUAAAUAAUAUAUUAUUUAAAUAAUAUUUACUCUAGGUCUAGAUAGAGUCACGACUAAGUCAGUCACUAAGUUCACUAAUAUUACUAUAUAAUAAGUCUAACUAGUCUAAGAAGAGUAAGACUUUUACUAAGAGUAAGAGUUAGAGUAAGACUAGUAAUACUAAUAAUACUACUUAGCCUACUAUUACUUAAUUUUAAUACUACUAGAUCUAGUAGUUAGUAGUAGUAAGUUUAAAGUUAGUAACAUAAGUCAAGUAACUUCUACUUCGUCAACUUGAGUUGAGAAAAAAGAAGUGAAUAAAAAUGUCUGGAUUAGCACCAGAUUUUUCAAAGCCACCCCCACCUUUUAAUUCCCACAAUCCAAUGCCUGUUGGAAGAUUUCCACCACCAAAUUUUCAUAAUUUCCCACCAUUUCCACCUCCACCACCAAUGAUGCAGAAUCAGACAUUUGUGCAAAAUCAGACUUGGAACAGUUUCAGCCCAUUUCCAAAUACCAAUGGAAACAGAUGUAUGCAGCCUCAUUUAAACCACCCAGGUCAAAUAGCUUUUAACAGCAUUUUUCAAGGUGGGCAUAGGGCAGUUAGUGAAGGUUUUCCACAUUCUGUCAGGAUGCCACAGUUUCUCGGUCAGGGCAGAGGUGGUGCAUCGCAUGCAAAUAACAAUGCUGGAUAUAGGGGUCAUCAAAGAGGAGGCAGACAAGAGGGUUUUCAAAAGAAGAAAGAAAAGAUUGACAAAAGGCUUCUUCCAGAAAAUAAUGUUUUCUUCUGUGAUAUUUGUGACAGAGGUUUCAAAAAUGAAGAGUUAUAUAAAGUUCAUAAUGAUGGGCACAUAAAGUGCUCAUAUAAAGACUGCCCAUUUUUCGCAGCACCCAAACUAGUACAGCUUCACAUGUCUAUGCAACACAGAACAGGACUGGCUCAAAAAGUCUGGAGUUUAGAGUCUGACGAUGAUGUGAAGAAAUGGUGUGAGGAAAGAAAAAAAAACUUUCCUACCUUAGAAAAUGUGGAAAGGAAAAAGAAGGAAAAUGCUGAAAGGCUUGCUAGAGGUGAACGUCUCCAGACCAAAGAUUUUAGUAAAUUUGGAAAAGAUCGGUCAAGGGGUAGAGGGAGACGAGGAGGACGUGAUAACAGAAGAGGCAGAGGUCACAGGGGAAGAGGCAGAGGGCGCAGGUUCAAUGACUAUGAUCAGUUUGAAGAUGAAAAGCCCAACAGUGAUGAUGAUGCCCCAGAGGAGGUGAGAACAGUGAAAGAAGUCAGUCAUCCUGAACCAGAUCAACCAGAGCCCACAGUCAAAGAUAAUAAGACAAGUACAACGUCAAAAGAAAACAGUGGCUUAGGCCUACUGGCUUACUAUGGCAGUUCCUGUUCUGAUUCAGAUGACUCUGAUAACAAUGAAUCUAAGACAGGGCCUACAGAACUGAUUACAAAAGAACAACCUCCUGCUACAGUUGUCUCCAAGUCUAGAGAGGGGUUAUUGCCCAACCCUUUUGCCUCACCCACAACAGCUACAGAAUCAUGUGCGUCUACUUCAACAACUUCCUGUGUAUCUGACGGCAGAGCAGAUCUGGCACCUUCUGCCUAUAAUAGUAGCACUGUCAAUGUUAAUGAAAAUAAUAACACUAAAAGUUUCCCUCAAAUAGAUUCAAACUUGAGUGAUGUACCAUUGAAGCCUUCCCCACAGAAGUCAAAUUUAGAACAUUCCACUAGCACUAGUCCAAAGAAAGAAAUUGGAGAUCAGUCAAAGGACCAGAACUUCAGCCACAAGGAAGAAUGGACCAAUAAAAAGAAUGACAGGCAGAAGAGACCUUGGGACAACAGGGGAGAUAAUCAGACAUUGAAAAGAAAAAAAGUGAAACAUGAUUAUACAUUGUUGGAGAAGUUGUUGGCCCCAGACAUACGAAGAGAAAGAAACAAAAUUUUACAGUGUGUACACUAUAUAGUGCAGUGCAAGUUUUUUGACAACUCACCAGCCAGUGGAGAUGUCAUUUAGUUUUUUGACAACUUUCCAGCCAGCGGAGAUGUCAUUUAACCUUCCUUUUUUUUUUUUUUCAUCAUUUGAAUCAUUUUUGAUACCGGUACUUAGAAUAAGAUAUUGUGUGUGUUUUUUUAUAUUUCAAAUUAAAUUUGUUAUUAAUGAAAAUUUUAUCCUUUGCAAAUUUUGGAAAAUAAAUUCCUGAUGGAAGGAACUGUGGAUGAAAUAAAUAGUUUAAAUAUUUUUAAAAACUCAUUGAGAGAACUAUUUAAGGCUUCAUGAAUGAAAAGCUUAAAAAUUGUCAUAGUCAGUUAAUUGAAAUAGAAUUUGUUGUAAUACUGAGAAUUGUUGUGAUUAGGUUGGUUCUUGGAGUAAUGUAAACCUUGUUACAUAUUUGAAGUAGUCGUGUCAGUUUAAGUCAGUACUAGACAUUGAUUGUACUCCAUGAUGUAUAUUUCCUUGUAAGGAAAAAUAUAUUUUUUUUCUUUUUCUGAAAUGGUAACAUGCCAUACAAAUGAUUGUAACAGUGAAGAUGUUACAUUGAUCUUUAUGUGGACGAUUUCUGACAUGAUUAGUUUAGGUACCAUUAAACUGGAUUAGAGAUGAUCCCACACUGAAAUUAUUGUGUUGAUAGGAACUUUAAAGUCAGCCAUAUGUGUUCAAUUAUAGUAGUUGGUCUUAUCAUCCAAUGUACAACUGAAUGUCAUUUGUUUUAAGUUUCACUUUUGUACAACCUUUUUUUUUUUAUAUCUCAACCUAUUACUGACUUCUUAUUUUAUAAGGCAAAUUUUCUGCAAAGCAGGAUGUUUUGGCGUUGGACAUUUUGGCAUUAAAUGUUAAACACAUUAUCUAUGUUAAUUUUAUUAUGUCUACAAAAAGAAUGAUACAUAUCGAAGUUUUGUGAUUCUGUUUAAACUUAUUUUUGAUCUAAAGAACUUUAGAUUUGGGAUUUAAAUUUGUUGGGUCUCGAACUUCUGAAUGUGUUUGGGUUUUAAAAACAAAAUGAAACAAUGAUAGAAAGAAAAUCAAUGCCUUUUAUUUAUGGGGGCGGGGGGAAGCAUGGUGGUCACAGGUCAGAAUCUGAUUUAUAGUUCACAAUCUGAGACCUCCUUCAUUUGCAUAGUGACUUUGGAUCAUCUCAUAUAUACUGAAAUGAGUCUAAAGCCUAAUAUUAGUGCACUUCUCCCCUCUCCAUGCAGCUGAUGUGUCCAAAGGAAUGCUAUACAGCACUAUGUAUUCAUGAUAUAGUAAAAACCUAAAUAAAACUUUUUUUUUUUGGGGGGGGGGGGGUUGGAGAAUGUUUACCAUAUAUACUAUAGUCUAGUAUGAAACAAAUUUUUUUUUAGAAAUUCUAUUCUACAGUGCUGAAAAAAUGCAAAAAGAAAACAUAAUAUGCUUUUGAAAAUAAGAGCUGAUCAAAACUAAAAUUUGCUGGAAACACUUAAAUGACUGCGCCCAAAACAUGACUUACUGGAGUGACUGUAUUAUUUUAAUGUCAAUAUGAUAUAUAGAUAAUUAAAAACUCAUACAAUGUAAAUUUGAUUCAUUUGAAUUUAUGUUUCAUAUUUUAUGCAGCCAUACUGUUGAAAAUAAACUAUGACUUCUU